CAAUUCAGCUUUUGAUUCAUUUGGUAAUAAUAAUAAUAAUAAUAAUAAUAAUAAUAAUAAUAUCGCCUCAAAUAAUUUGUUUUGGCGGUUCAAAUACUAACACCUCUACUAGUUUAACUGGAAAUCUUUUCAACAAAAAUAAAGGUGGCCUUUUUAACGACACACAAAAUAAUCAAAAUCUUAAUGGAGGUCUUUUCAAUAACAAUAAUAACAAUAACACCGGUCUAUUUCAAAAUGGUAAUCUAAAUAACAAUUCCACUAAUUUAAUAAUAACAAUACUGGUAAUUCCAAUAAUUUAUUUAAUGAUAAUAAUAAUAAUAAUAAUAAUAAUAAUGGUAUCUUUGAUAACGGCAAUUUUAACAAUAAUAUAUUGGGUAAUAACAUGAAUCAAUUGCAACCACAACCACAACAGCAAUCAUUGGUCAAUCAGGAAUAUCAUGCAACUCCUUUUUUUUCUAAUCCCAAUUUUUAUAAACUCAUCACCCCAGAACUAAAAGAAACAUUACCAUAUGUAUCUGUGAUUCGGCAAACGAAGAUUCCUAACAGUUCAUCUACUAUGGUUUUCAGUGAUAUUUUAUCAUUUGUUCCUUUAUUGGAAUCAAAUGAUAUGAAAGCAAGUGUUUUUAAUAGAAGUAAUAAUAAAAUUAUAGCAAGUAAAUUAGUUAACGCCAAAAUUGAUGGUCUUAUUCAACGCACUUUGAUUAAUUCUGAAGAUUCAAAAGCUUUAAUUAUUAGAAAGUUCAAAAAACCAUUGGAUUUCAGUUCAGAAAAAAAGAUUGUUUCUUUAUCAAACUCAAAACCUAAAGAAAUUGAAUAUCAAAAUGGAGAAUUUUCCAAUUCUCAUGAUAAAGAAGGGAAUGAUGCUAAAGCUCAAAAUCUUGAGAAUGGUAUCGCUGAGAAAGCCCUAAACUUUAAAUCAAGUACUGAUAAAGAAAAUUUAAUUACUGACUAAGAUGGUUAUUGCUACUCUCCCUCAAUUAAUGAACUCAAUGAGCUAUCUUUAAUGAAGUUACUUUCAGUUGAAAGUUUCACUACUGGGCGUGAAGGAUAUGGUAAAAUCGAGUUUAAAGUUCCUGUUGAUCUUUCUGUGUUUUUAUCAUAUUCUGAGAUUACUAGAAACAGAAUCGUAUUCAAUAAACAAGCAUGUAAUGUUUAUUCAAAUGAAGAUGAAAAACCACCUGUGGGUGAAGGAUUUAAUAUUCUUCCAAGAGCCACCCUUGAGAAUUGUUUUCCAGUUUUGAACAAAGAAAUCAUUACUGAUCGAACCCAUC
Molecule: messenger RNA, 1271 nt
Organism: Ascoidea rubescens DSM 1968
Lineage: Eukaryota; Fungi; Ascomycota; Saccharomycetes; Ascoideales; Ascoideaceae
Exons: 4
Source: RefSeq, a predicted model, not a curated record